UCUUGUGGCGGCAGUAACGGCUCCAUUUCUAAACACAACAAAGUAGCAACAGCUCCGUGAUGAAGCCUGUCACUCACGUUGUGAUUUCACCGGUGGAUUUCACACUGUAUCCUCUCACCCUCUGAUCUGAGUGUGUCCGCGGUCACACCCGGGUGGAAGAUGUCGGUGGUGACGGUUCAGCUGGGUCAGUGCGGUAACCAGGUGGGUCAGGAGCUGUUUGACAGCAUCUGCAGCGACAGUCAGGACGGACAGAGGAAAACAUACAGCGCAGCCAGCUGUGAGCGCUUCUUCCAUCAAACCACACAUGGAGAUCUUGUGGCCAGGGCGGUGCUGAUAGACAUGGAGACUAAAGUGAUCAACCACAGUAUGAUCAAGGCUGCAUGUUCUGGCAGGUGGAGGUAUGGAGACGCUUCACACUUCAGCCAGAAGCAGGGCUCUGGAAAUAACUGGGCUAAUGGGUACUGUGUCCACGGUCCUCGUCACAGAGAGGUGGUGGAGGAGCUGGUGAGGCGAGAGGUCGAGCGCUGUGACAGACUGGCUGGCCUCAUGGCCAUGAUGAGCGUGGCGGGGGGAACGGGGUCUGGGGUCGGGACCUACGCUACUCAGUGUCUCCGAGACGUCUACCCAAAGUCCUACAUCCUCAACCACCUUACCUGGCCAUAUGGAACUGGCGAGGUGAUUGUCCAGAAUUACAACUCAGUGCUGACGCUGGCUCAUCUCUACCAGCUGUCAGACGCCGUCCUGGUGCACGAGAACGACACGGUGCACAGGAUCUGCAGUCAGCUGCUCAACAUCAAACACAUCUCCUUCAGCGACGUCAACAGGGUCAUCGCUCACCAGCUGGGCAGCGUGCUGCAGCCGGCACUCACUGCUGACUCCCACGGAGCCUACAGCAGAAACCCUCUGGGUGAGAUGGUGAGCGCCCUGGCAUGCCACCCAGAGUACAAGCUGCUCAGUGUGUGCACCAUCCCUCAGAUGCCCAGUUCCUCCUUAGCUUACAGCACGUUUAGCUGGCCGGCGCUGCUCAAACACCUGAGACAGAUGCUCAUCUCCAACAGCAAGAUGGAGGAAGGUAUAGACUGGCAGGUGCGUCCACCUGCAGCCUCUGAGCGGACGAGGAGUCUCACAGCAGGAGCCAGCUUUAACACCUCACUGGCCAACCUGCUCAUACUGAGGGGGAAAGACGUCUACUGCGCAGAGACUGGUGGCUUUGAGGACCCAGCCCUGUACACCUCCUGGCUCUCAACAGAAGAAGCUUUCAACUUGUGGAAAUCCCCUGUGCCUUUUAAUAAGUACGAAAAAUCUGCUACGCUGGUCAGUAACAGUCAGGCUCUGCUCAGACCUCUGGAUAACAUGGUGGGAAAAGCCUGGAACAUGUUUGCCUCCAGGGCCUAUAUUCAUCAGUACAUUAAGUUUGGGAUCUCAGAGGAGGACUUUCUAGACAGCUUUACAUCUCUGGAGCAGGUCAUCUCCAGCUACAGUCAACUGAGCUAACAAAGGGAAAAACUAACAAGCAAGCAUUUUUUUUGUAAAAAAAUUAACAUGUAAAUAAUAAAGAAAUUGUUUGCUUUAACAGAA
This is a messenger RNA of Lates calcarifer (barramundi perch), 1578 nucleotides long. RefSeq names its product tubulin, delta 1 (gene tubd1). The record is from RefSeq and is a predicted model, not a curated record. Gene Ontology annotation, molecular function: structural constituent of cytoskeleton; GTP binding. The coding region runs from base 160 to 1494 and encodes 444 amino acids. The transcript has 8 exons. Gene Ontology annotation, cellular component: cytoplasm; microtubule. NCBI's taxonomy places the organism in Eukaryota, Metazoa, Chordata, Actinopteri, Centropomidae. Gene Ontology annotation, biological process: microtubule cytoskeleton organization; mitotic cell cycle.